This is a messenger RNA of Mesocestoides corti, 546 nucleotides long. Lineage: Eukaryota; Metazoa; Platyhelminthes; Cestoda; Cyclophyllidea; Mesocestoididae. The record is from the annotation of a GenBank genome assembly.
AUGUGUCACAUUCUACAUCGAGGGAAUCCCACGCUCGGGCAAAGAGGCCUUCACCUUCUCUCUUCCGUACCGCCUCCGCUAAAGCACAAAUUCGGCCCACCUCGAGUUUAUUCAGCAAUUGAUAUUGAAGCACUUCAUGCAUCGCCAGCGUCUUCACAAAGUAUGGUUCUUAGCGGUGCUAAGCGUGAAGAUACCGCUUGUUUUGGAGUUGCUGCUACUCUAAACGACGUACACCAAAUCGUGCUUUUUUCUAAUUCCCCACAAAGACAACCCACAUUAGUUAUUUCAUCAGAGUAUUCACCUCAGUGUGUCUGGCCGGUGGACGCCCGUGUGACCUCCGAAGCCCACUACUGGUAUGAUCCUUCCACUGCUAUCGCCCUACAUCUCGUUCUUAAUAAAGACUUUCUCGUUGAGGUCUUGUUUUGCGGUCGGCUGUUUAUGGAGGGUGGCGAAGUGGGGUCGCCUUCCCCUUCGUUUCAACCAGAGGGAAACCGCAUGUCCCCGGCACUCCCUGUGAAACCCCCCGAUUGCGGAAUUAUUCGCUAG